Messenger RNA from Aspergillus sclerotioniger CBS 115572, 2227 nucleotides. RefSeq names its product synembryn. Gene Ontology annotation, molecular function: guanyl-nucleotide exchange factor activity; G-protein alpha-subunit binding. The transcript is spliced from 7 exons. Lineage: Eukaryota; Fungi; Ascomycota; Eurotiomycetes; Eurotiales; Aspergillaceae. Gene Ontology annotation, biological process: G protein-coupled receptor signaling pathway. The record is from RefSeq and is a predicted model, not a curated record. Gene Ontology annotation, cellular component: cytoplasm. Bases 435 to 1838 code for a protein of 467 amino acids.
CCUGAAACUGAUUCCCACUACUCCAGAGACCAAUUUACAUACCCACACUCCCUCAUCGAGUCGCUGAACCCCGCCGCUGUAUUUGUGGCCGGCGGAGAUCUUGUGCAGCGGCUUAGUAUUAUCCUUGAGCCUCAGUGGGGUGGUGCUUUAUUGCACCGCGGACUUCUAUUCAUCGGCCCAUCAUUAGCUCCUUUCCAUAUCCAUUGCGCCGCAUACAACACUGAGAUUCACCACAAUCCAUCAGUGAAGAAAAGACGCCCCGGAUUCACUGAGACCCACUGGGCUCUUUUAUUGUCAUCUUCCUUCCUCUGCUGUUAUCCCAGCGGGCCUGCUUCUGUCGCAACUCCUAUAACCCCAAACGAAGUGGGACUCUCCCUGAACAGACUAGUAGGGGUACACCGCGCCCCGGAACCCCGCUAUAGCGAAACCUAAUCAUGGAGUUCAGGCCGCUUCAGGGCCCCGAGAAGCUGCAACGAGUUACCCAGCUGCUGGGUUCUCUGAAGACUGACCUUGGGGAGAAGUCCCUUACAUCAAAGCAACGCGUGCAGACACUUCUAGAGCUGAGGCAACAUGGGACCAACCCUAGCCAUGCCCAUCCUAUCUAUUCGAAGGAGGGAAUGGAGAUAUUAGCAAAAUAUGGGGCUGAUGGGGACACACCCGAUGUGCGCCGGGCCGCCUUGCGCUGUGUCGCGAAUGCUCUCCUCUUAGAUGAAUCCAUGCGCCAGGUGUUCGUGGAUACGGGCUAUGGAGGCAGAUUAGCAGAAAGGCUCAAGUGCGACUCAUCGGAGGACGAAAUGGUAAUCAGUCGAAUCUUAUUCCUUUCUACGUACGACACGACAAUGGACUUUGAGAAUCUGAUAAAACACCACUCUUUGGGUGACAAUGUCAACUAUCAAAUUGUCCGACACGCUAAGCAAUUUCCCAAAUCCGGCAAGAAGUCACUGUCCCAGAUCGAUGAAUUGGCCCUCAUCGAUACCCUGAAACUCAUUUUCAAUGUGGCCAAGAUUUAUUCCCAUCUGUCCGCGACAUUUUCAGCGUCGAUACCCCAUAUUUUCAAGAUGAUCAGCCGCCUCGACAUUCCCCCAAAGCCUCUGGAAGGCUUACUCAGCUAUCUUCUGAACUGCCUGUCUACGCUGGAUCUGGAAAACAAGAAAGGCAAAGUCUUCGACAAUAGCCCGAUUUUCCCAACUUUCAACCAGAAUUGCAAUGUUGACAAACUGAUCAACAUCUUGGACCAAGCUGUGUCGGCAUAUGGCCCAGAUGAACUUGAAACCAAGGCUAUACCCCUCUUUCACUCGCUCGUCGUCAUCCAUGAGAUGGCACCAGAUGGUCCCCGUAAAUACAUGCAGUGGCUUCUCUUGCCAGAAGACAACGACAGAAGCCGUCCGAUUGGGCAGUCAGACACCCUUUCAUCAAAGUUACUCAAUCUCUCGACUACCCCCUACCCCAACCUGAAGACUGCCAUCUCCGAGCUUAUGUUUGUGCUUUCUGGGAAAGAUGCCGAAAACCUAACGAAGAACAUCGGUUACGGAUUCGCUGCAGGAUUACUGGCUUCUCGCGGCAUGGAGAUCCCCAAGACGGCAGGCGAAGCAUUCGCAACCAACCCGAAUGGUUUCAGUCCCGAUGUCAACCCGAUCACUGGCCAGAAGUGGGCCGCAGAGAAGAAGGAUGAUGGGCCCCCAAUGACCAAGGCAGAGAAGGAACGAGAAGCCGAGAGACUGUUUGUGCUUUUUGAGCGAGCCCGAGCAAACGGCAUUCUCUCCGUGGAGAAUCCUGUUACGCGAGCACUACAGGAAGGUCGCUUCGAAGAGCUGCCUGACUCCGACGAUAGUGAUUGAGCAUCCCUUCCUCCUGUACCAUCACCCAUCUCCGUCCCAACGUGGGCAAUGAGUGUUUUCUUGGUCUUACCAACCAUCUCACAUGAUCUGUUAUUGUUACAUCACUCUGUGCACAAAUCGAGGACGCGUACGUUGAGUUCGCAUUGCGAGGCGUUUGUCUAUGUCUUUGAACGACAAGAUCAACCCCAUUUAGUUUAGAUGAGCAGGGGAUACAGCUGCGAGGGGGUCAGAAAUUAGUGCGAGGGUGUCAGAGAAUUCCUGACACCGGAUGAGCUCAGUCACCUGAUAUUUUAAGUCUGACACUGGAUCAGUUUAAACAUGUGAUAUUUCUGACACUGGAUCAGCUCUGCACGUGACUAAAAAUCAUACCUAAAAAUUAAAAAAGAAAU